GUUGCCUUCCGUCGGACAGCGUGGUGAGAGUAGGGGGGCAGAUUUUUCCACCCCAUUCAUUUUUAAAAAUAAACGGCAGACUCUUGAAAGGACGUGGACAUGCCGUAUCGGAAGGAGAAAUACAUUUUCCUGGAGCAGUCGGUAACGGUGGAUUCGAAGGAGGUAGACGCGCUGGUUACGAAGAUCGGCGAGGCUCUGCAGCUGCAUAACAAUGCUGGUGCGAACCCGAAGGCGGCGUCAUGUUUCCACGGUCUGAACGGCACCGGUACCGGUACCGGCACCGGAAGCGUUACGCAGUCCAACAGCAACAACAACAACAACAGCGCAGCGUUGCACAGGCGGACCGGCUGCUGUGUCCGGCUCCGGAACCGGGGACUACGGAGCCGGGCCAGUCCAUACACUUUACCCGGGUCUAGUGAUCAGGAGUGGGACCGCUUAAGGACCUGGAACCGUAAGGGGAUCGAUGUCCCCGGUGAGGAGGAUGAUCCCCAUCGACUGCUUCAGGAGCUGAUUUUGUCUGGGAACCUGAUAAAAGAGGCCGUCCGGCGGCUGCAGUUCUCUGCGUCGGAGAGUGUGGAGCUUUCAAAGUCCGCCGACAAUGUCCACUGCUGAUUGGAGCCGCGGGGCCUUUAAAAAAUGCCACCUUUUGUUUGAAUGGACUGGAUAGCGACAGGAGAAAACGUGGAGGCUUCGCAGCCUUUUCACGGAGCAAUAGCUGGGUGACUCCUGGCUGCCAAGAUACACGUGCUAUACUGUUAACAAAGUGUAGAUUAUUUGUACAAGUAUGAGAUGAUGUCCGAAACGGGUCUGUUUAAAACGAAUGAACUGCCUUUACGGAUGGAAUUGUUUCCUGUUGCUGUCUGUCUGGGGAGACUGGAGCGACACUGGUCUUGUUUACACCGAGGGCGCCCGCAGUCUACAUGGCGUGUUUGUUUUGGUUCUUUUAUAUUUGGAAUGGAUUGGAUUCAAGGUCUUCAUGUCACCCAUCAAGAUGGACUUUAAGGAGUCAUGUAUUUGUUUCAAUGCACGUGGUUUUACAGUUUAGGAGCCACAUCGUGUAUCGAUAGAGAUCACAGGGGAAGUAGUAUUUCCACGAUUCAACGGAUGUUUCUUCGAAAUGGGAGGCGCCCGGGAGGGGGCGGUGCUGUGGAGGGGGGCGGGGGGUGACUGUAAAGCAGGGGGUUUUUGGUGCUCAGACAAUUCGAACCGAAUCCCGUCCUGGGCUUCGGCUGGGUUUGAUUUGCACCAUGUAAAGUACCGACUGGGUUAUGUACGCUUCGCAACGAAGUAUAUUUUUAAAAACACGUUUCCUGGUUCUUCAGGACGUCGGUGUCUUAAAUAAACGGUGUUUUGCAAUAUCC
Molecule: messenger RNA, 1361 nt
Organism: Paramormyrops kingsleyae
Lineage: Eukaryota; Metazoa; Chordata; Actinopteri; Osteoglossiformes; Mormyridae
Gene: gbp
Product: glycogen synthase kinase binding protein
Cellular component (GO): cytoplasm
Source: RefSeq, a predicted model, not a curated record